Planococcus citri (citrus mealybug) is the source of this 5100-nucleotide messenger RNA. RefSeq lists its product as uncharacterized. Bases 252 to 674 code for a protein of 140 amino acids. Lineage: Eukaryota; Metazoa; Arthropoda; Insecta; Hemiptera; Pseudococcidae. The record is from RefSeq and is a predicted model, not a curated record. The transcript is spliced from 4 exons.
GAAUUUUAAGAGAAGUCGAAGACAUACAAAUCAUACAACUGAAGCUGUAGGUAGAUAGCUGCUUUGGAUGCUGUGCCACCGAGUAUAUAAACACUCGGCGACACAGCUAAUCUGCGAGUAGCAGAAAUAGCGUAGUUUAGCCGAUCGAGUCGGAGCACCGGGCGUUACCACUUCAAUACGUCAAAAGCCUUAUUGUAUAAUAUUUUGUGAAAGUCCGUAAUGCACCGUUAUCUACCUAGUAAUUCGCUAAUAUGCGAUAUGAACGAAAACAAUUCAUCCUAUGGGGAUAUGUGUUACAUAUACGAUUAUACUAUACAACCAGUGGUUACUAUAAAAUGUCUUCCAAUGAUUCGAGCUGGUCGUCGUUUCUUUCCACCUUUUUUUUCGGAGUAUUCGUGCAUCUGGUAGCUAUGCUCUUUUAUCCCGUAAUAACGACGAUGCUAAAAGCGCUACGUGAUAGUUUUCUGGAAGCGCUGGGGAUCCCACGAGAUCAUGAAAUUGAAAAGGAUCUGAUUAUGAGAGCGAUCGAAAUAGGAAGAUUUUCACCUGACGAAUUGCUCGACAUAGCGCUUAUAAUCCGAAGAAUUGGUGCUAUAGAAGACGAGCCGCGUAGACAAGCAGUGCUAAGAACAUUGCUUUUGCAUCCGGACCUUCAUCGGCUAGAGAACAACUAGAAUGGUUUUCGCCAAGUUGGACCGCCACCCGCAGCUCUAAAAUGCAGAGAAAUAAUCGAAGAUCCGCCGAAUCAAUAUCAAUUGCCGCAGGAAAAUACUUCCAAUAUGUUUAAAUCGUUAGUAUUAUACAAAGGGUCUUCCCCUAGAAGAUGGGUGAAACGGCCUCUGAGCCAUAAUGGGUUUAAAGUGGUCCAAAAAGCCACACUUGAUGUAAAAACUCUCCACACAAAUUUUUGAGCUCCCAUCCCCUCUCCUUUUGGAGAAACUGCUCCCUAAAUAUCAAAAAUUAUUCAAAGAUUUGUUUCUUACGAGGGAACCUCUUGAGGUGUCACAGUCCGAUUUGAACGGGAACGCGAUUUUUCGAAAGAGCGUAGUCUAAAACCCACAAAACCAAAUUUUCAGUUGUCCAAAUUCAUUUUUCGAUUUUUGGCGAAUUUUUGAAAAUUCAAAAUCUUGUGUUUUUGACGAUUUAUGCUUUUUUUAAAAAAGUACGUACAUGAUCAGUAAAAAUGGUCAAAAUAAGUUCCAAAACUAAUAUUAAUUACCCAAAUCCAAAUUUCACCAUUUCCAGUCAUUCUGGAGCCUCCAGAAAAAUUUUCAAUUUCUCCAGAAUUUUGAAUUUGCUCCAGAAGCCGUGAAUAUGAAGUUGGGCAGCUAUAAAUCAAGUUGUAUAUUACACUCGACCUGUUCAACGAGUUUAUCUACAUUUGAGCCGAUUUUGAGAGUGACACCUCAAGAGUGGGUUUUUGACCAGCUUUUUUCAAAAUUAAAAAAUCCAAAAAAUCAAAAGAUAACCGUUUGUGAGGGAAUUUUUGAAAUUUGCUCGAAUCGAUGUAUGUUGUCCGUAACUAACCCACCAAAUCAAAAUUUUACAAUUUCCAGGCAUUCUGGAGCCUCCAGCGCGAUUUUCAAUUUCUCCAGAAUUUUGAAUUUGCUCCAGAAGCCGUGAAUAUGAAGUUUUGGGUAGCUAAAAAUCGAGUUGUAUAUUACACCCGACCUGUUUAACCAGUUUAUCCACAUUUGAGCCGAUUUUAAGAGUGACACCUCAAGAGUGGUUUUUUGAGGUGUCACUCUCGCUCCAAAACGGCUGGAAAUGGUAGAAAUUGCGCUCCGGGGGUAGAAAUACAGCGAUUCGCACAGAUUUCAAAAAUUUCCUCACAAACGGUUAUCUUUUGAUUUUUUUGGAUUUUUUAAUUUUGAAUAAAGCUGGUCAAAAAACCACUCUUAAGGUGUCACUCUCAAAAUCGGCUCAAAUGUAGAUAAACUCGUUAAGAAGGUCGAGUGUAAUACACGACUCGAUUUUUAGCUGCCCAACUGCAUGUUCACGCCUUCUGGAGCAAAUUCAAAAUUCUGGAGAAAUUGAAAAAUCGCGCUGGAGGCUCCAGAAUAGCUGGAAAUGGUGAAAUUUGGAUGGGGAGGGGUUAGUUUUGGACAAAAUACAGCGAUUCGCGUGAAUUUCAAAAAUUUCCUCACAAACGGUUAUCUUUUGAUUUUUUUGGAUUUUUUAAUUUUGAAAAAAGCUGGUCAAAAAACCACUCUUAAGGUGUCACUCCCAAAAUCGGCUCAAAUGUAGAUAAACUCGUUAAACAGGUCGAGUAUAAUACACAACUCGAUUUUUAGCUGCCCAACUUCAUAUUCACGCAUUCUGGAGUAAAUUCAAAAUUCUGGAGAAAUUGAAAAAUCGCGCUGGAGGCUCCAGAACGGCUGGAAAUGGUACAAUUUGGAUUUUGGGGGUUAAUUUUGGACAAAAUACAGCGAUUCGCGCGAAUUUCGAUAAUGUCCUCGCAAACGGGGAACUUUUGAUUUUUUGGAUUUUUUAAUUUUGAAAAAAGCUGGUCAAAAAACCACUUUUGAGGUGUCACUCUCAAAAUCGGCUCAAAUGUAGAUAAACGGGUUAAACAGGUCGAGUGUAAUACACGACUCGAUUUUUAGCUGCCCAACUGCAUGUUCACGCCUUCUGGAGCAAAUUCAAAAUUCUGGAGAAACUGAAAAAUCGCGCUGGAGGCUCCAGAAUAGCUGGAAAUGGUGAAAUUUGGAUGGGGGGGGGGGGUUAGUUUUGGACAAAAUACAGCGAUUCGCGUGAAUUUCAAAAAUUUCCUCACAAACGGUUAUCUUUUGAUUUUUUUGGAUUUUUUAAUUUUGAAAAAAGCUGGUCAAAAAACCACUCUUAAGGUGUCACUCCCAAAAUCGGCUCAAAUGUAGAUAAGCUCGUUAAACAGGUCGAGUAUAAUACACAACUCGAUUUUUAGCUGCCCAACUUCAUAUUCACGCAUUCUCGAGUAAAUUCAAAAUUCUGGAGAAAUUGAAAAAUCGCGCUGGAGGCUCCAGAACGGGCGGAAAUGGUACAAUUUGGAUUUUGGGGGUUAAUUUUGGACAAAAUACAGCGAUUCGCGCGAAUUUCGAUAAUGUCCUCGCAAACGGGGAACUUUUGAUUUUUUGGAUUUUUUAAUUUUGAAAAAAGCUGGUCAACAAAUCACUCUUGUGGUGUCAUUCCAAAAUCGGCUCAAAUGUAGAUAAACGGGUUAAACAGGUCGAGUGUAAUAUACAACUCGAUUUUUAGCUGCUCACCUUCAUAUUUACAGCUUCUGGAGCAAAUUCAAAAUUCUGGAGAAAUUGAAAAAUCGCGCUGGAGGCUCCAGAAUGGCUGGAAAUGGUGUGGAUUUUUUAGGUAAUUAAUGAUGUAUACACAAUCUGUGAAAAUUUCAAAAUUUUUCGUCGACCCCCUCUAAGAGGCAAAUCUUAGAAUUUUUUAUGUUUAGUGGGCUGUUUCUCGAAAAGGGGAGGAGGUGGGAGCUAAAAAAUUUGUAUGGAGAGUUUUUUUUUACAUCAAAGGGUGACUUUUUGGGCCACUUUAGACCCAUUAUGGAUCAAAGGCCGUUUCACCCAUAUUAUAGGGGGAGGCCCUUUUGUUCACGUAAUCAUUCAUCAGUUGCCAUGGUGGAGUGCCUCGAAUAUGUUUAAUUUGUUCGUAUUGUAGCCAAUUUGUAGGAAUAACUUUCAUCUAAUCUAAUCAUGUUUGUGAUAUAUAUAUUAUCUAUAAUUUAUUUCAAGAGUCUUUUUUGUCGAGUCUUUAUUGUGAUUUGUAUUAUCCGAUGUGUUCUGUCUCAUGUUUUUUUUAAAGGUAUCAUUCAUAGAUAUAUGUAGAUUUAAAAACAUUACUUGUAUAUUUUCAGAUGUUAUAAUCAUAAUUUUAUGUACAGGGGUGCCCAAAAGUCAGUUAACGCCAUCAAAAGUCACAUAUAAUUCAAGAACUAAGCCUCCUAAAGAAAAACUAUAGACAUUAAUCUGAUGGGAAAUUUUAUCCUCUACAAUAAUUUUCUUCAUUUGUCAUUUUUCUCUAGGAUGCACCGUUCGCCGGGAAAAUCAACUUUUAUAUCAAAAAACGUGAUUUAAAAAAAAAAUAAAAAUUAAAAAAAUUAAAAAUCAUUUCAGCAGUCAAUUUCAGCUAUUUUUAACAUGAUUCCCAUAAUUUGAUAAAAUAUAAAAGAUGUUUUCAAAAAAAAAAACACGUCAAAAAUUUUUUUUUUACAAAAACGCCAGACCCUGAGGGGAAGGGGGUGCUACCAAAAUCAAAUUUUGUAAAAAUGUAAAAAAAAUCGGGUGUUAUGUCAAAAUGUAGGUUUUUUGGGUCGAAAAACACGAAUCUGAGGAUUAAAAUGCCAGAAAAAUGUGGUACUCUGAAGAUAAAAGUGAAACACGAGGAAGUUAUUGAGUGUUCAGUGUUGAUACGACAUUUCGUCAACUUCUUCGCCUCUUCCAUAUCAGCCUCGAAAGUCGAAAUGUAUUCAUCUUUUUAUAGGUAUAUUUUCACAAUCAUAUUCAGGGAUCGCGGAGGGGGGGGUCAGUGCCUCCACCUCCAGCUCCGGCUCCCAAAUUUGAAAAAAAAUACAUCCGGCUCCGGCUCCGGCUCCAGCUCCGGAGAUUUUUCAUGAGUACCUCCACCUCCACCUCCGGCUCCACUUGAAAAAUUUCAAGUAGAUACCUCUUGCUCCGGCUCCGGCUUCAGGAGCAAGGCCCAAAAAAGGGUACCCUCCGGGGGGGGGGUUCCUGCCCUCCAGCUCCGCCUCCGGAGGUCGAGGAGGGGGAGGGUUAGAGCCUUCCCCUCCGGCUAUUUGAAAAAAAAUACCUCCGGCUCCAGCUCCGGCUCCGGUUUUUUUUGUAAGUGCCUCCGGCUCCACCUGCGGCUCCAGUAGAAAAAUGUCAAGUACCUCUUGCUCUGGUUCCGGCUCCCGGAGCAAGACCCGAAAAAUGGUACCCUCCGGGGGGGGCUCCUACUCUCCACCUCCGCUCCACUCCGCGAUCCCUGAUCAUAUUUGUACCUACUUAUUUUGUCGAAUGGAUUUUAUAAUCGAAGUGUUUAUUUUCUUGACUAUGUAAAUUUUAAAAUGUGAAGUCGUGACUGAAUAAAUUGUCUUGAUUAAUUUCA